UGAUUAGAUCAGGUUAAAUUAACGGAAUGGGAUGGUGUUUCUUUUUAUGAGUAGGAUUAAAAAUGAGCGGGAUAAUUUGUAUUUGUUAUAUCACAGAGUAUAAUGACUUUAUUCUCCGGUUCAGUUGGUUGCGGUAAUGCAACAUAUCGGCUGCCAACCGCCGUUAAACCCCACCAAAGAAGAAGAAAGUGAACGGAAACCGGAAAGGGUCAGUGGGUCCUACAGAAUCGGCGUGUUCAUUUCAAACCUGUAGUACAAGAGAGGACGAGCACGAGAAAGAAGCUUCCCCGUCGAGAAACUUCAGUCUACAAAUCAACAUUGAUGGAGUGGCAGCCGGAUGAACAGGGACUCCAGCAGGUCCUCCAGCUCCUCAAGGACUCCCAGUCCCCCAACACGGCCACACAGAGAGCAGUGCAACAAAAACUUGAGCAGCUCAACCAGUUUCCUGACUUCAACAACUAUCUAAUCUUUGUGCUCACAAGACUGAAAACUGAAGAUGAACCCACUCGUUCUCUGAGUGGUCUGAUCCUGAAGAACAAUGUGAAGGCCCACUACCAGAACUUCCCCCCGGCCGUGGCUGACUUCAUCAAGCAGGAAUGCCUCAACAACAUAGGCGACCCGUCGCCCCUCAUCCGCGCCACUAUCGGUAUCCUGAUCACCACGAUCACUUCUAAAGGGGAGCUGCAGACCUGGCCAGAGCUGCUGCCCCAGCUGUGUAACCUGCUCAACUCUGAGGACUACAACACCUGUGAGGGCUCGUUUGGAGCCCUGCAGAAGAUCUGCGAGGACUCAUCGGAGCUGUUGGAGAGCGACGCACUCAACCGCCCGCUCAACAUCAUGAUCCCCAAGUUCCUGCAGUUCUUCAAGCACUGCAGCCCUAAGAUCAGAUCUCAUGCCAUCGCCUGUGUGAACCAGUUCAUCAUCGGCAGAGCCCAGGCCCUGAUGGACAACAUCGACACCUUCAUAGAGAGCCUGUUUGCGCUGGCUACAGACGAGGACUCUGAGGUGAGGAAGAACGUGUGCCGGGCUCUGGUCAUGCUGCUGGAGGUCCGUAUCGACCGGCUAAUCCCUCACAUGCACAGCAUCAUACAGUACAUGCUGCAGCGCACACAGGACCCGGAUGAGAAUGUUUCUCUGGAGGCCUGUGAGUUCUGGCUCACCCUGGCUGAGCAGCCCAUCUGUAAAGAGGUGCUCUCUGGACACCUGGUGCAGCUCAUUCCUAUCCUGGUGAACGGCAUGAAGUACUCUGAGAUAGACAUUAUCCUGCUGAAGGGUGAUGUGGAGGAGGACGAGGCUGUGCCAGACAGUGAGCAGGACAUCAAGCCCCGCUUCCACAAGUCCCGCACCGUCACCCUGCAGCACGAGGGCGGAGAGGGCGAGGAGGGAGAGGACAUCGAUGAAGACGACGAUGAUGAUGACGAUACAUUAUCUGACUGGAACCUACGCAAGUGUUCGGCGGCAGCGCUGGAUGUGCUGGCCAAUGUGUUCCGAGACGAGCUGCUGCCUCACCUGCUGCCCCUGCUCAAGGGCCUUCUCUUCUCCCCUGACUGGGUCACCAAGGAGUCUGGCAUCCUGGUGCUGGGGGCCAUCGCUGAGGGCUGUAUGCAGGGCAUGGUGCCCUACCUCCCGGAGCUCCUCCCCCACCUCAUUGCAUGCCUGUGUGAUAAGAAGGCCCUGGUGCGCUCCAUCGCCUGCUGGACCCUGUCCCGCUACGCCCACUGGGUGGUCAGCCAGCCCCCAGACUCCCACCUCAAACCCCUGAUGACCGAGCUGCUCAAGAGGAUACUGGACGGCAACAAGAGGGUGCAGGAGGCCGCCUGCAGUGCGUUUGCCACCCUGGAGGAGGAGGCGUGUACAGAGCUGGUGCCCUACCUCAGCUUCAUCCUGGACACGCUGGUGUUCGCCUUCGGCAAGUACCAGCACAAGAACCUGCUCAUCCUCUACGACGCCAUCGGAACGCUAUAUACGCCAUUAUUUAUACUUAUUAUAUACAUAUAUACAUUAGUACACCACCUCAACCAGCCUGUGAGUCUGGAUUUUCACUUAGUUAGCAAACUAAUGACAUUCUGCUGAAGGGACAACAUGUUGGGGAAAAGCAGCAAGCUGAAGAUGGAGCACAAGGAUCUCUUUCCACUUCUGGAGUGCCUGUCGUCAGUGGCCACGGCCCUGCAAAGUGGCUUCCUGCCCUACUGUGAGCCUGUCUACCAGCGCUGUGUAACCCUGGUCCAGAAGACCCUCGCUCAGGCCAUGAUGUACAACCAGCACCCUGACCAGUACGAAGCUCCUGACAAGGACUUCAUGAUUGUGGCCCUGGACCUGCUGAGUGGCCUGGCCGAGGGCUUGGGGGGCAGUGUGGACCAGCUGGUGGCCCGCAGCAACAUCAUGACCCUGCUCUUCCAGUGCAUGCAGGACCCUAUGCCAGAGGUGAGACAGAGCUCCUUUGCCCUGCUGGGUGACCUGACCAAGGCCUGCUUCCCUCAUGUCAAACCCUGCAUUGCCGAGUUCAUGCCGAUCCUGGGCCUGAACCUGAACCCAGAGUUCAUCUCUGUGUGUAACAAUGCUACCUGGGCCAUUGGCGAGAUCGCCAUGCAGAUGGGAGCAGACAUGCAACCCUAUGUUGGGCUGGUCCUCAACAACCUGGUGGAGAUCAUCAACAGACCUAACACACCCAAGACCCUCCUGGAGAAUACAGCCAUUACGAUCGGCAGGCUGGGCUACGUGUGUCCACAGGAGGUGUCUCCCAUGCUGCAACAGUUUAUCAGACCCUGGUGCACAUCGUUGAGGAACAUCAGGGACAAUGAGGAGAAAGACUCUGCGUUCCGUGGAAUCUGCAUGAUGAUUGGAGUCAACCCCGCUGGAGUGGUUCAGGACUUCAUCUUCUUCUGUGAUGCUGUGGCCUCCUGGGUUAGUCCUAAGGACGAUCUGAGAGACAUGUUCUACAAGAUCCUCCAUGGCUUCAAGGACCAGGUGGGCGAGGAGAACUGGCAGCAGUUCUCAGAACAAUUCCCCCCUCUGCUGAAGGAGAGGCUGUCGGCCUGCUAUGGCGUGUAGUUCCCCUCGCCGACACAGGACACGCCUGUCAGGUUUAAUCUACGGGAGGGUUACUGGGGGAACUCAUCCAUCUGUGUUACUGCACUGCCCUGAUCGUGGGGGCAGGAGGAGAGGGACUGGCCCUGGCUCCUGUCCAUUCAGACUACAAGUCCCACGACCCUGUGUGUCUCUGUGAGGGUGGG
Messenger RNA from Oncorhynchus keta (chum salmon), 3233 nucleotides. Its product is annotated as transportin-2-like. Gene Ontology annotation, cellular component: nucleus; cytoplasm. The record is from RefSeq and is a predicted model, not a curated record. NCBI's taxonomy places the organism in Eukaryota, Metazoa, Chordata, Actinopteri, Salmoniformes, Salmonidae. Gene Ontology annotation, molecular function: nuclear import signal receptor activity; small GTPase binding. The transcript is spliced from 24 exons. Gene Ontology annotation, biological process: protein import into nucleus.